Molecule: messenger RNA, 1617 nt
Organism: Knipowitschia caucasica
Lineage: Eukaryota; Metazoa; Chordata; Actinopteri; Gobiiformes; Gobiidae
Source: the annotation of a GenBank genome assembly
AUGGAGCCGUCAGCGAGUCCGGCCAAGGAUAACUGCAGGAUGAACCGCUACAAAAACAAAGCACUGAACCCAGAGGAGAUGAGGCGCAGGAGAGAAGAAGAGGGCAUCCAGCUCAGGAAACAAAAACGGGAACAACAGCUUUUCAAAAGGAGAAAUGUUGAUACAGUCAGUGAAGAUGAAGCCAUGUUUGAAAGUCCUCUGGUGGAUGCCUACCUCAGCUCUCCUGCAACGGAAGCCGUAAUUACAAAAGAGAUGGUUGACAUGCUUUUUUCUGACGAUCUGGAACUUCAACUGGCCACAACGCAAAAGUUUAGGAAACUUCUGUCCAAAGAACCUAAUCCCCCCAUUGAUGAAGUUAUAAACACAGCUGGUGUUGUGGAGAGAUUUGUGGAAUUUCUGAAGAAUGGUGACAACAGCACGCUACAGUUUGAGGCUGCCUGGGCUCUGACAAACAUUGCAUCAGGUACAUCCAUGCAGACCAAGACCGUGAUCGAGGCUGGUGCAGUACCAGUCUUUAAAGACCUCCUCAACUCAGACUUUGAAGAUGUCCAAGAACAGGCUGUAUGGGCCUUGGGAAAUAUUGCAGGAGACAGUGCUGUAUGCAGAGACUAUGUUCUGAACUGCCAAAUCCUCCCUCCUUUAUUAUUGCUUUUGACCAAAUCCACUCGCUUGACUAUGACAAGAAAUGCAGUUUGGGCUUUAUCCAAUCUCUGCAGAGGAAAGAACCCACCACCAGCUUUUGAGAAGGUCGCCCCCUGUCUGCCCGUGCUGUCCAGGCUUUUGUUCAGCAGUGACCCGGACUUACUGGCUGACGCAUGCUGGGCCCUGUCCUACCUCUCUGAUGGCCCCAACGACAAGAUCCAGGCUGUGAUCGACUCUGGGGUCUGCAGGAGACUCGUCGAACUGCUCAUGCACACUGACUACAAGGUGGCGUCCCCCGCUUUGAGAGCCGUGGGGAACAUUGUCACAGGAGAUGAUAUUCAAACACAGGUUGUGCUGAAUUGCUCUGCCCUGCCCUGCCUUCUGCACCUCCUCAGCAGUGCCAAGGAAUCCAUCCGAAAAGAGGCCUGCUGGACAAUCUCCAACAUCACCGCUGGAAACCGGGCUCAGAUUCAAAAAGUUAUAGACGCAAACAUUUUCCCAGUACUAAUUGAAAUUCUACAGAAAGCAGAGUUUAGGACCAGGAAAGAGGCAGCCUGGGCCAUCACCAACGCAACAUCUGGCGGAACACCAGAACAGAUCAGGUACUUAGUGAACUUGGGCUGCAUAAAGCCACUGUGUGACCUGCUCACUGUCAUGGACUCAAAGAUCGUGCAAGUGGCUCUGAAUGGACUGGAGAACAUUCUGAGGCUGGGCGAGCAGGAGGCCAAGCAGGAGACCACCGGCACGGGGGUCAACCCGUACUGCGCUUACAUUGAGGAAGCCUACGGCCUGGACAAAAUCGAGUUUCUUCAAACCCACGACAACCAGGAGAUCUACCAGAAGGCGUUCGAGUUGAUCGAGCAUUACUUUGGCGGGGAGGAUGUGGACAGUAGUCUGGCUCCACAAGUGGACCAGGCCAAUCAGCAGUACCUGUUUCCCCAACAAGAGGCCCCUAUGGAGGGUUUCCAGCUAUAG